Molecule: messenger RNA, 10164 nt
Organism: Ahaetulla prasina
Lineage: Eukaryota; Metazoa; Chordata; Lepidosauria; Squamata; Colubridae
Product: zinc finger protein 135-like
Exons: 3
Coding region: 6281-7639 (452 amino acids)
Source: RefSeq, a predicted model, not a curated record
GGCAGGAGAGCGAGGUGGGAUUUCCCCAGUUGUCCCCCUUCCCCUUCUGACCCUCCGCUUUCCUCGCAAGGUUUUCUGCUCCGUGGGAACCGCUGCGCUUCUCCUCCUCGGUUGCUGCUUCUGCGAAGGGCUCUCCGGUCCCCUUAAAAUCCUCCCUCUGAGCGCCUCCCCCCCCCCUUCCUUUCCCGCAGCCCCACAUUUGGUGCAGGUCGGCUCGCAGGUCGAGGCCGCCUGGUUUUGGGGAAGGUUGGGCACCACCAUUUCCACCUCCCUGGGUUUGGAGGGGAGGAGGAGGAUCUGGGCUCAGAGGGAUCGUGGCUGGAGGGGCUCUCUCGGAGGGCUUGAACCAGUGGUGGGUUUCAAAAUUGUUUUACUACCGGUUCUGUAGGUGUAGCUUGGUGGGUAUGGCAUGGCUUGGUGGGUUUGGCAGGGGAAUAUUACUGCAAAAUCCCCAUUUUCUCCUGAUCAGCUGGGACUUGGGAGGCAGACAAUAGAUGGGGGCGGGGCCAGUCAGAAUGUUUACUACCGGUUCUCCGAACUACUCAGAAGUUCUGCUACGGGUUCUCCAGAACUGGUCAGAACCUGCUGAAACCCACCUCUGGCUAGAACCCUGAUAGGAGGAGACCAGUGGCAUCUCAAGGUGGGUGAUGGAGACCUGAGAGGCGUGCAGGUGGGCUUGCUUGGAGAUGCAGCACCUGAAUCUGCCUCUCUUACCUGUGUGGUGAUUGCUGCAUCCCUAUUUAUCUCCACCCCACUAACUGAUCCUCAUGGAAGUUUUCAAUUUUUGUUUUAGCCCUAUUAUUAUUAUUAUUAAUUAGAUUUUUAUACCGCCCUUCUCCCGAAGGACUCAGGGCGGUUCACAGCCAUAAUAAAACAUAGACAAUAUACAAAUAAAAACAGAGAUUAAAAAACUUAUUAUAUAAUUGGCUAAAAUUUAAAACAAUAUACUGUUAAAACCCCUAAAAAUUUAUAUCAAAAUAUGAAUAUUAAAAUUAAACUCUUUAAAAUUAUAAAAUUAUAAAAUUUAAAAUUACAAAGCCAGUCCCACGCGAAUAAACAAAUAGGUCUUCAGCUCGCGGCGGAAGGUCCGAAGGUCAGGCAGUUGACGCAAUCCAGGGGGAAGUUCGUUCCAGAGGGUAGGAGUCCCCACAGAAAACGACAUUGCUUGGCGGAUGGCACCCUGAGAAGCCCCUCUCUGUGUGAGCUUAUGGGUCGGUGGGAGGUGUUCGGUAGCAGAAGGCGGUCCCGUAAGUACCCUGGCCCUAAGCCAUGGAGCGCUUUAAAAGUAGUAACCAACACCUUGAAGUGCACCCGAGAGACCACAGGCAGCCAGUGCAGUCUGCGCAGGAGUGGUGUUACAUGGGAGCCACGUGUGGCUCCCUCUAUCACCCGCGCAGCCGCAUUCUGAACUAACUGGAGCCUCCGGGUGCUCUUCAAGGGGAGCCCCAUGUAGAGAGCAUUGCAAUAAUCCAGGUGGGAGGUAACAAGAGUGACCGUGCAUAGGGCAUCCCGGUCAAGGAAGGGCCGCAACUGGCGGAUCAGGCGAACCUGAUGAAAAGCUCUCCUGGAGACGGCCGUCAAGUGAUCUUCAAACGACAGCCGUCCAUCCAGGAGAACGCCCAAGUUGCGCACCCUUUCCAUUGGGGCCAAUGAUUCGCCCCCAACAGUCAGCUGCAACUGCAGCUGCCUGUACCGGGGUGCCGGCAUCUACAGCCACUCCGUCUUGGAGGGAUUGAGCUUGAGCCUGUUUCUCCCCAUCCAGACCCGUACGGCUUCCAGGCACCAGGACAGUAUUUUGAUAGCUUCGUUGGGGUGGCCUGGGGUGGAAAAGUACAGCUGCGUAUCGUCAGCGUACAGCUGGUACCUCACCCCAAAACCACUGAUGAUCUCACCCAGCGGCUUCAUAUAGAUGGGCUGUACUAUCUACCCUGAAAAAGAAGCUUUCCACUGUGUUUACAAAAAGAGAUGAGGAGAUGAGAUGAAGGGGGUUCUGUAAUAUACAGGUAAUCCUGGACUCAAAACAGUUCAUUUAAUGACAUUUCUCAAGUUACAUUGGUGUUGAAAAAAAUAACUUAUGGCCAUUUUUUUACACUUAUGGCCAUUGCAGCAUCCCCAGCGUCAUGUGAUUUACAUUGGCAGCUGGUUCAUAUUUAUGACAGUUGCAGUGUCCUGGGGUCAUGUGAUUCCUUUUUGCAACCUUCUGACAAGUAAAGUCAGUGGGGAAACCCAGAUUCACUUAACAACCGUGUUACUAAUUUAACAAUGGCAGUGAUUCACUUAACAAAGGUGGCAAGAAAAGUUGUAAAAUGGGGCAAAGCUCACUUAACAAAUUUCUCACUUAGCAAAAUACAUAAGCUGAGGAUUACCUGUAUUUAGAAAGGUAAAUGAAUUUCAGGUCAAGUGACAGGUCUGGAAGCUCUAGUAUCUGCCUGCAGAGCAUUUUGGGGAACAGAGACUGGUGUGCAGAAGAGCCAAGUUGGUUGAGGUCCAGAGAAGCUUCAAAUUCUUCGAUUAAAAUGCCACAUGGCAAAUUUCUGUUCAUAUCCUAUCCAGCUUCCUCUAGUUAUUGCAUUACAUUCUCCCCUAUCAAUUUUCAGUUUUUCUCCAAAUUCCAUGUCUUUAUCAGGUGGAGAAUUUCCCUGAGUUUCCUCAGUUUGCUCUCCCUUUCUGUAAAUAUUACUUUAAAUAUUUUAACAUAAAGUAAAUUUUGGGGCACUUUAGAGCCUACUAACUUCAGGUUGGCAUAUGGAUGAUGGUAUUUUGGGCUUUUUUAAAGAGGAGGGCAAGGUCCAUUUUCCCAAAGUGUUUCGAAAGGAUAAAUCAGUGCCUGGAUCAAUCAUUUUUAAUGCAAAACUCUUCAGUAAGUUUAAUGCCAAGGGCAUUCCCCACACAUGUUCCCACAUAUUGAAGUACUGUUAAAAACAAUUUUUAAAAACUUCCUUGGUAUAAGGAUACAGGGAAAAGAAAAUAUGAACUUUCAGAUUAACAUCUGAAAAAGGAUCUUGACUUUCACUCUGGCUCAACAACACUAACUGUGCUGUGAGGGAUCUAGGAAUUUUAGUGGACAACCAGUCUUAAGUAUCCACUGAUCAGUGUGCUGCAGCUGCAGAAAAAGCCAACUCAGUCCUAGUCUGCAUCAGCAGAGGGAUAGUAUCAAGAUCGCAAGAAGUAUUAGCCCUGUGUUAUACUGUACUGGUAAGACUACACCAGUUCAGGCAUCCAGUGUUUGUCACCAUGAGAAAAAACAUUUGUUGAAACUCUAGAAAGGCUUCAGAGAAGAGCAAUAAUGAUGUUAAGGGGACUGGAGGCUAAACAUACAAUAAAUGAUUGAAGGAUAUGUUCAAUUUAACACAGAGAAGAAAUAAGGAUGACCUUCCAUGGCUUGUCUCCAGAAGUUGUGGGUGGUCCGUCUGGAGAUUUUUUAAGAGGAGAUUGGACAGCCAUUUGUCUAAAACUGUAGGGUCUCCUGCUUGGAAAGUUGGUCUCUCCCACCUCUUUUUAUGUAAUUCUGUAAGACCUUCAUAAACCUUUAGGGCUCAGCACACAGCUAAUCUUCACAAGCUAAGUAGCAUCACAUUUCACUAUUUCACAUGGAUUAGUCGCAAAGGUAGGUUUCUAGGAGUCGAAAAUGACUUGAUAGCAUUUAACCAGUAAAAACAUAUUGCAAAUGCCUUAGAUAGGGGUGGGACUUAGAAUAACUUUAUUGUCACUUUGAAUGUACGCUAAUCAGCAUACAUUAAAAUGAAAUUUCAUUGCAUACAGCUCUCAAAGUCAGCACCUCCAAUGUAGACUAAAUAAACAUGACAAAAUAAAUAAAUACAAAAUUAUGCAUAUACCCAGGUAUAAAAGUGUUCUUUUGCCUCUUUUGGGGAGAUGGCGGUCAGAUAGGCAGCAUCAGUGACUAGAACCCUCAGUACAGUAGAGGUAUCUGUGGUUGAGUUUUAAGGGGUUAAAACCAUCAAGUACUAUAUUGCUAGAAAGGAUGGGAGGCAAAGCACAGCAACUUCCCCUUCCAAAUGGCUCAUGGGAGGAAGUUGGUGUACAGAGGGUCUUUCGUGCCCUUCCCAGGGUCGAAGCAGCAGCUGGCAGCAAACAAGAUGGUCAGGAACAUCCUGAGGUAAAUCCAAAUACCAUACAGAGCACACAGAAGAAAAAAAGCGGGGGAAAUGCUUUGCUUCUACAGCGACCAAAUGUAGCAUAGAUUGCCUCAUGCAGGAGUCAGCACUCAACUUACAACUGCUCUGUUCUUGCCCAUUGUACAAUUUUACUGUUCCAACUAUUAAAUUUAAUAUCCUAAGACCCCUCCAAUUUAUAGCUGGACAGCAUUUAAACCAAAUUGUUUCACAAGAUCUUUGUAUUUUUGUAUACUUAAUGGUUUUGUCAUGAGAUCAGCUAAGUUAUUUUCUGGUGGACAAUAAAUUAUGUCCAUUACAUUUUCUUUCACUGCUCCUCUAACAUUACAUUAUUUUAUGUCAACACGCAACACGCUUGCUUCUGGUUUUCACUCUCACGUUGUGUUAUCUUCAAAUACUGGUACAGCUCCUUUCACUUCAAUAUCCGAAUCCUUUACUAACUAUAUACACCAUGUCAUCUCUGAAGACAAUUGUGAUAAUACUAUGAAUUGUGCUGCAGCUGUGGAAGUGGCAACUGAAGUCUGUUUUCUAGAUUUCCAAAUAGCUAGUAUGUUUGCUAACAUAACAAAUCCUGACAUUGACUUUCUGUCUUGUACAUCAUCAGCCCAAAUAGUGUCUACAAUUCCAACUCACUUGAUAGUUGUAAAUGCAAUCCUAAAUGUGUGGUUCCCUUUCAAUAAGACAGUAUCCUUUUAAUUCCUAACCAAUUUUGUUAUAUAGGUUGUUAUAUGUAGUAGGUUAAAAUGUUGACUGAAUUGGUAAUGUCUGGCCACGAUAUGUGAUAAAUACUGCAUAAACAGACUUCCUAUGACUGCCUGAUAGUUCUGGAUUACAAAUUGUUCUAUUUUUGAUGGUUUUAAAAUCUGGUAUCUUGUGAGUGUGCACAUUUUCACAACUUUCUAUAUAUUUUUAGCAAUUGUUCUAUUUUCUUCUUUUGAGUUAGAACAUUCUAUCUAUCUAUCUAUAUAUCUGCCUACCUACCUACCUACCCACCUAUCUCGUCAAGCAUGUAUUUGAUAAUAAGUACAAGCUGCUCUUUUGCCCCUAUCGGGAGAUGACAGUCACAUAUCAGUGACUAGAAAGCCCUUAAUAGGUGUUGUGUCCUCAUGGCCCUUUACACUUGGAGACAAGGCUGUUGCUAGGGGGAGCCUGAUUGGCUAAAGCGCGAGCAGCCAAACAAGCGGGAGAUUGGAGAGCUCUUAUUGGUUCUGCCUGUCUGACAGCCCGCUUUUUUAAGCAGCUGUCAGGCAGCGAUUGUUUUUGUUCGUUAGUAAUGUUGCUCACCUAGUUAGUUAAUAAAGAGUUCGAGUUCACACGAGUCUUACUGCUGUGUGUUUGUUCUGAAAACUCAACAAUAGGCAUACGUGGUUGAGCUUAAAGGAGUUAAAACCAUUGAGUACAGCAUUGCUAGAAAGGAUGAGAGGAGAGUAACUUCUUCCGGAUCACUCAUGGGAGGAAGGUGGAGUGCAGAGUGGUUUUUCUGUUCUUCCCAGGGUCGAAGCAACAUCUGGAAGAUAAAAGAUGAUGCCAGAAGACCACGCUGGACAACUGAGAAUAACAAGCAAUAUUGAAAAGCAAAGUAGAUUGAGGUAGAAAUAAAAAUAUUCUCCAUUUCCAUCAGAAAAACCACACAAUUCUUCUCCUUCCCCAGUAGGUGAAAGAAAAUCAGGAGGAGAUUUUGAGCUGGAAACCAUUUUCACUAAAGGAUUUACCACAUUGGAAGCACUUGUAGGAGUAUGUGGAACUAAAGGACACAGUACACAAAAAGGUCAAGGGAAAUUAUAUUUCCAUUCAGAAAGAGGGAAAUAUUUGGAAGUCAGUGGGGAGGAAAAGAUCAAUUAAAUAGGCACAUAGGGCAGACGGUAAUACAAGUGUUGCCCUGGGAGGAAGAAAAGGACAUAUAUCAAAGAACCACUAAACAAGGGAUCACGCAUAUUUUUGACCUUCUCAAGAAUAUCAGAUUUGUGUGAAUAUCAGUGUUGGAAAAGCUCCAUAGAUGUGCCUAUUGUGAGAAAAGUUCUAUUCACAAGUGAUUAUGCAGGGGAGAAUUCACUCUGGAAAAGAGCAGAUACAAAUUAUCUGAAUGUGGCAAAAGCUCAGGUCAGAACAGCUCCUUUUUCAUUAAUGGAAGGACCCACACAGGAGAGAUGUCCUACAAGUGCUUCCAAUGUGGUAAAUCCUUUAGUGAAAAUGGCAACUUGGUGAUACAUCUGAGGACUCAUAGCAGGGAGAAGCCGUAUGACUGUCCAGAUUGUGCGAAACGUUUCAUUGGAUAUUCCCACCUCAUGAGACACCUGAGGACUCACACAGGAGAGAAAUCCUUUGAAUGUCUUGUUUGUGGGAAAGGUUUCAGUAAGAAUUCUGUCCUAGUGAAACACCAGAGGACUCACACAGGAGAGAAACCCUUUGAAUGUCCUGUUUGCGGGAAAUGUUUCAGUCAGAAUUCUAACCGGGUGAACCAUCAGAGGACUCACACAGGAGAAAAACCCUUUGAAUGUCCUCUUUGUGGGAAAAGUUUCAGACAGAAUUAUGACCUGGUGAAACACCAGAGGACUCACACAGGAGAGAAACCCUUUGAAUGUCCUGUUUGUGGAAAACGUUUCAUUGAGAAUUCUCACCUGGCAAAACACCAGAGGACUCACACAGGAGAGAAACCUUUUGAAUGUCCUGUUUGUGGGAAAAGUUUCAGUCAGAAUUCUGACCUGGUGAAACACCAGAGGAUUCACACAGGAGAGAAACCCUUUGAAUGUCCUGUUUGCGGGAAAAGUUUCAGUCAGAAUUCUAACCUGGUGAACCAUCAGAGGACUCACACAGGAGAGAAACCCUUUGAAUGUCUUGUUUGUGGGAAAGGUUUCAGUAAGAAUUCUGUCCUGGUGAAACACCAGAGGACUCACACAGGAGAGAAACCCUUUGAAUGUCCUGUUUGCGGGAAAUGUUUCAGUCAGAAUUCUAACCAGGUGAACCAUCAGAGGACUCACACAGCAAAGAAACCCUUUGAAUGUUCUGUUUGCGGGAAAAGUUUCAGUCAGAAUUCCUAUCUGGUGAAUCAUCAGAAGACUCACACAGGAGAGAAACCCUUUGAAUGUCCCGUUUGCGGGAAAAGUUUUAAUCAGAAUUACAGCCUGGUGAACCAUCAGAGGAUUCACACAGGAGAGAAACCCUUUGAAUGUUCUGAUUGUGGAAAAAGUUUCAGUUGGAAUUCCAGUCUGCUAAAUCAUCAGAGUAUUCACAUAGCAGAGAAACCCUUUGAAUGUCCUGUUUGCGGGAAAAGUUUCAAUCACCAUUACAGUCUGCUGAAUCAUCAGAGAACUCAUACAGGAGAGAAGCCCUUUGAAUGUUCUGAUUGUGGGAAAAGUUUCAGUUACAGUUCCAACUUUGUAAGACAUAAGAGAAUUCACACAAGAGACAAACCUUUUGCAAGUGUAGAAUGUGGGAAAAAUUUCAAUGAAAAUUCUGACCCGGUAAAACAUCAGAGGACUCACAUAGGACAGCAACCUUUUGAGUAACCUGAUCCGCAUAUAGACGAGAGGUCGAAUGACUAGCCUUGUGGUGCAACCAAAACAAUCUGGAACUGAACACACUCAAAACCGUAGAAAUGGUGGUAGACUUUAGGAGAAACCCUUCCAUACUUCCACCUCUCACAGUACUUGACAACAUAGUAUCAACAGUAGAAACCUUCAAAUUUCUAGGUUCUAUCAUAUCGCAAGAUCUAAAAUCAAAAGCUAACAUCAAAAACAUCAUUAAAAAAGGACAACAAAGAAUGUUCUUUCUGCACCAACUCAGUAAGCUCAAACUGCCCAAGGAGCUGCUGAUUCAGUUCUACAGAGGAAUUAUUGAGUCUGUCAUUUGCACCUCUAUAACUGUCUGGUUCGGUUCUGCAACCCAACAAGAAAAACACAGACUUCAGAGGAUAAUUAGAACUGCAGAAAAAAUAAUUGCUACCAACCUGCCUUCCAUUGAGGACCUGUAUACUGCACGAAUCAAGAAGAGGUCCGUGAAAAUAUUUGUAGAUCCCUCACAUCCUGGACAUAAACUGUUUCAACUCCUACCCUCAAAACGACGCUAUAGAGCACUGUACACCAGAACAACUAGACACAAGAACAGUUUUUUCCCGAAGGCCAUCACUUUGCUAAACAAAUAAUUCCCUCAACACUGUCAGACUAUUUACUGAAUCUGCACUACUAUUAAUUGUCUCAUAGUUCCCAUCACCCAUCUCUUUCCACUUAUGACUGUAUGACUAUAACUUGUUGCUGGCAAUCCUUAUGAUUUAUAUUGAUAUAUUGACCAUCAAUUGUGUUGUAAAUGUUGUACCUUGAUGAACGUAUCUUUUCUUUUAUGUACACUGAGAGCAUAUGCACCAAGACAAAUUCUUUGUGUGUCCAAUCACACUUGGCCAAUAAAAUUCUAUUCUAUUCUAUUCUAUUCUAUUCUAUUCUAUUCUAUUCUAUUAUGGGUAUAUUUCAGUCAGAAUUCCAACUUGGUGAAACACCACAGGAUUCACACAGGAGUGAAAUCCUUUGAAUGUCCUGUGUGUGGCAAACAUUUCUGUCAGAAUUCAAACCUGGUGGUAUACCGGAGGACUCACAGUGGAGACAAAUCGGUCUGUGGGUGAUGCUUCUGGCAUAAAUUGUUCCCUAUUGCCCAUAUGGAAAUCCACAUGUGCAGUAUGAUAAGUACCACUUGUAGUAGUAUUGUGCUGUGUAGUGCUGCCGCUGCCGAAAAAAGCCAAUGCGGUUCUAGGCUGCAUCAACAGAGGCAUAGUGUCAAGACAAGAAGUGAUAGAGUUGCUUUACACUGUGCUGGUGACAGCAGACCUAGAAUAGUGUGUCCAGUUCUGGUCACGAGGAUACAACUAACCCCAUGUUGCUAUGAUUCUAUGAAUUCAGAGGCAGCUUAGAGAAUAGGUCCAUAGUAGCGCCAUAAACGUGCUUGUGGACUUUUUUUUAAAAAAGGUUAUUUUAUUCAAAAUAUUAAUAUACAGUACAAAUUCCAAAAACAGAAUUUUUAAAAAAGCAAAACAAGGAUAAAAAAAACAUAUUAAAAAAAUGUAGAUUAAAAAAAUACAAAAACAGUUUUACUUUUAUUAUCCCCCCACUAGAAUAUUCAUAAACAUAUUGGAGCAAUAUUAGUUGUCUCCCCUUGUGAAGCAGGCCCAAAAUUUAUAAACUUCUGCUUCUAUUUAUAACCAAUUUGACAUUCAACUAUCUACAAUCUAUAAAGGCAUUGUAAUUAACAGGUGAACCAACAACAAAGUUAAAUAACAAAGCACUUUGUUAACAAUCUACUAUUCCGUUUAAUUUGUACGAAGUUUAGAAUGGCUUCUUGUUUACCAUAAAUCACCAGAAUCGUUGUCUCUGAUUUGUCCGGGCUGAAAUAUCUUUGUUUGAUUCUUAUUAAUAAAAAUGUUUCUUAACAUUUAAGUUGAGAACAAUAAGACAACAGCUGUGUUUUAUUCCCCCAAAUCAUAAACCUCUUGGUUGAUCCAUUUUCCACAUUGUUUUCCAGUUAGAUAUGGUAGAUCCAUUCCCCAGUCUUCUUAAGAAAGUCCAGUUCAUAAUGCAUCGAGUCUGUUAACUCCAAAUCUGUAGGAGCCACAUCCAUUUCAGCCUUCUCCCAACCAUCCUGCUGAGACAGGACAUGAAAAAUAGAUUAAAAUCAGAUUGUUCCUUAAGAUAAGAAAGAGGUGAAGAACAAUGUUAAAAGGGCAAACCACAGUUUCACACAUUAUGUCAGUAACCACACGAACUAUGUUAGAUAUGUGAAAUGCUAGCAAGGGGGGCCUGCUCACCUCCCUCCUGUUAGAAGAGGAAGGGGGGAGCAAGAUAUUAAACUGCUUUUUUUUUUUGCACAUCUGUAUGAGCCAAUAACUGAUCAAUGCUGAGAUGAUGCUGUUAUGAUGUAUGUUUCCAUGUUUUUCCAAGUAUAAGAAUGCUUGUUUGUUCAUAAGGAAGCUGUUCAGAUUUGGCUUUGGCUAUAUCAAUCUGGACCUAUUUUGUUUGCGCAGACAAAAUACAGCUACCUUUGAUUCUGA